Molecule: messenger RNA, 1568 nt
Organism: Arabidopsis thaliana (thale cress)
Lineage: Eukaryota; Viridiplantae; Streptophyta; Magnoliopsida; Brassicales; Brassicaceae
Product: nodulin MtN21 /EamA-like transporter family protein
Exons: 6
Coding region: 94-825 (243 amino acids)
Cellular component (GO): membrane
Source: RefSeq, marked reviewed
AAUUUCUUCGUUACUUUUAGUCAACUUUAAAGAGUUUGCUUAGAAGAUGGAAAAGUGAGGUACUAUUGAAUAUUCAAGAAGAAGACAUACCAAAUGAGAAUCGCAAUAUCUUUUGCUGAUUUGAGACCAAAACGAUUGUUGACUCUAAUGGCGGAUCGAAGUCGGAUCAGAGGCUUUCUUAGAGAAGAACAUGUGACGUAUGCUUCCAUUCUUCUCUACAUCACUCUCUCUAGCGGUCAAAUCUUCUUCAAUAAGUGGGUAUUGUCAUCUAAGGAAAUAAACUUCCCUUAUCCACUUGGAUUGACAUUACUUCACAUGACUUUUUCCUCUGUUUUGUGUUUUCUCCUCACGAAGGUUUUUAAGGUCAUGAAGGUUGAGGAAGGAAUGACAUUAGAAAUAUAUGUUACAUCAGUUAUUCCAAUAGGUGCAAUGUUUGCAAUGACUCUAUGGUUAGGAAACACUGCUUAUCUCUACAUAACUGUUGCAUUUUCCCAAAUGUUGAAAGCCAUCAUGCCUGUUGCUGUGUUUAUACUUGGAGUUUGUGUUGGGCUUGAAAUAAUGAGCUGCAAGAUGCUUUUGAUAAUGUCAGUCAUAAGUUUUGGCGUUUUAGUCUCGUCUUAUGGUGAAUUAAACAUCAACUGGGUUGGAGUUGUUUACCAAAUGGGUGGUAUUGUUUCAGAAGCCUUGAGGCUAAUCUUAAUGGAAAUUCUUGUUAAGAGGAAAGGCAUCAAAUUAAAUCCACUCUCUCUUAUGUACUACAUGAGCCCAUGCAGGUAUUGUGAAAAUCAAAGAACCCUAUUCUCAUUAUUUAUUUUUUUAAUUUGAAGAAAUCAUAAAAUUCACCAAUUUAAUAAAGUUUUUUUUUUUUUUUUAAACUUUUGUGGACUUUUACUUUUCUACUUUUAAAAGAAUCCCAAUUUUUUUUUUGCUUGUAUUGAUGUGUGUGUUGCAGCGCGAUUUGCUUGUUCAUACCAUGGAUAUUUCUUGAGAAGUCGAAGAUGGAUACAUGGAACUUUCAUGUUCUUGUCUUGAGUCUUAAUUCGCUAUGUACAUUUGCUCUCAAUUUGUCGGUUUUUCUUGUGAUAUCUCGAACAAGUGCUCUUACUAUCCGAAUUGCUGGCGUGGUUAAAGAUUGGUUGGUUGUUUUGGUCUCAGCUCUUCUCUUUGCCGAGACAAAACUCACAAUCAUCAAUCUCUUUGGUUAUGCCGUUGCCAUCGUUGGUGUAGCUACGUAUAACAACCAUAAGCCAAAGAACGGUGAAAGCAUAACGUUGGUUUCUCAAUCUCCGAAAAACUCCGACAAGAAACCCGAUGGCCCAUUAUAGCAUUUUUCAACAUAAGAGAGGUAACACAUGACAUAUAGAAAGAACCAUUUUUGUACUUAGGAAAAUUGUUAUCUAUCAUACAAUUUUUUAGGAGCAUCAGAAAAUAAAGGAAUCUUAAGCAGAAAGUCCGAGGAGAGUGUAACUGGGAAUACAAUUUUUAAAGGAUUUCUUGGCUAUAUUUGUUUAGUUCCUAUCUCUAUAUUCGAAUUUUUCCAAUCAUAUUAAAGAUUAAAGCAUUUUUUC